AUGUCGUACUCAUGGGUCGGCGCGCCUACUGUAUUCAAUGGCACUUUGCCAGAGGGUGGUGAUUCUGGUAAGUUUAUAUCACACUCCGUGGCAUCCGGUCAUGAACCACAGCCCGUGGCAUCCGAGUCUGAAUCUCGUCUGACCUCCUCGUANGCCACCGAAAACUUGAACCAAUGGUACCAAGCUGGUGACCAAGCCUAUAUCUUGAUUGCGUCAGCAAUGGUGUUGAUUAUGAUUCCGGGUCUCGGUUUCCUCUACUCUGGUUUGGCACGAAGAAAAUCAGCUCUCAGUAUGAUUUGGGCGUGUAUGGCAUCUUGCUCAGUCAUUACUUUCCAAUGGUACUUCUGGGGAUACUCUCUGGCUUUCUCGGACUACGCAACCAAUGGCUUCAUCGGCGACUUGCAAAAGUUUGGUCUCAUGAAAACUCUCGGUGCUCCUUCUCCUGGCUCGCCUUUGAUCCCUGAACUCCUCUACGCCUUUUAUCAGGUAUGUUUUCGUAUUGGUGUCAUUACACAUUGUCAGGCCUCUAACAAGAUACUANNGAUGCAAUUCUGCGCCGUUACCGCUGCCAUCGUCGUUGGUGCUGUCGCUGAACGUGGUCGCCUUAUUCCUUGCAUGGUAUUCAUCUUCUUCUGGGCUACUCUUGUCUACUGCCCUAUCGCUUGCUGGGUCUGGGGUGCCAACGGAUGGGCCUUUAAGUGGGGUGUUCUCGACUACGCUGGAGGUGGUCCCGUCGAGAUCGGCUCCGGUAUGUCAGCUCUUGCCUACUCGAUGAUUCUCGGAAGACGUCAGGAAAAGAUGAUGCUCAACUUCCGCCCUCACAACGUCUCUCUCAUUACUCUUGGUACCGUCUUCCUCUGGUUCGGUUGGUUGGGCUUCAACGGUGGUUCUGCUUUCGGUGCCAACCUUCGCGCUACCAUGGCUUGCUGGAACUCCAACCUGACCGCUAUGUUUGGUGCCAUUGCUUGGGUUGUUCUCGAUUGGAGACUCGCUCGUAAGUGGUCUAUGGUCGGUUGGUGCUCUGGUACCAUCUCUGGCCUUGUCGCUGCUACUCCUGCUUCUGGUUUCAUCACUCCUUGGGCAUCUGUCGUUCUCGGUAUCGUCACUGGUAUCGUAUGCAACUUUGCAACCAAGGUCAAGUUCUGGAUUCGUAUUGAUGACGCUAUGGAUGUGUUCGCUGAGCACGGUGUCGCUGGUAUGGUCGGUCUUUUCUUCAACGGCAUUUUCGCUGCUUCCUACAUCAUCGGACUUGACGGCGUCAACAACGGUGUCGACGGUGGAUGGAUUGAGCACAACUGGAAGCAGAUGUAUAUGCAAAUCGCUUACAUCGCCGCUGUCACCGCCUACUCAUUUGUCGUCAGUGCUGCCAUCGCCUGGAUCAUCAACAAGAUCCCUGGACUUCACCUUCGUGCUUCUGAGGAGGCCGAACUUCUCGGUAUGGAUGACGACCAGCUCGGUGAAUUUGCCUACGACUACGUUGAGGUCCGUCGUGACUACCUCGCCUGGACUCCCGCUCGUGACCAGCCUGAGACCGCCGAGCACCAGAUUCCUCAGGGCGACCGUCACGGUAUCCCUCAACACUCGCAAAUGCUUGAGGGCAAGGCUCCUAGCGAAAGCGACAGCCAAGGCAACGAGCACACCGGUAUUGGUGGCGAUCGUCACGCCGUUGCUUACGAGAAGGCCGAACGCGAACAGCGCACAUUGGACGGUUAG
This is a messenger RNA of Aureobasidium musti, 1713 nucleotides long. The record is from the annotation of a GenBank genome assembly. Lineage: Eukaryota; Fungi; Ascomycota; Dothideomycetes; Dothideales; Saccotheciaceae.